AUGAUGAGCUCAACGCACAGUCAUGAUCUAUGCAGUCGCCGCGAGGGUGACAUCAUCUUGCACCAACAGCGAUAUUGCCUUUGUGCUGGAUUUAGUACGCUGUCGGCAUUGGUCACCAGUCUCAUACGGAUUGUCAAUCUCUUCUUGGCCAUAUUCGUGGCAACCACAGAAGAGUUCCUUGCCGUUCAGAUUUUCACCAGCGCCUUGGCAAUCUAUCAAGUAACCUGUCUAAUGAUACACAUGAAGCGAGAAGAACGAGUCAACCCAAAUACUUCACUCUACGAGUUCACCAAAUCGCAACAUGAAACCAUCAAAAUGGUUCUAGCGGUCAUUGUGGGACUGAUUAUGGCAGUAUGUCUUCCAUAUCUGACCUUUUUUACAGAUGAAAUCCAAUGGCGCCAUGCCGGUGGUGGUGUUCUCUUGUUUGUAUUCCCUGCUAGUUUCGACUACCGCAUUCGCCGAUCCAUACUGUACCUGUUGUUGGGCAUCCGACCAGAAAACAAGAACGAAACUGGUGACACUGACAUUGACAAUGGCUUCAUAUUGCUUUGGAUGGGAAAGUACUUUCAGAUGCCAGUGGAAUUGG
Molecule: messenger RNA, 586 nt
Organism: Cylindrotheca closterium
Lineage: Eukaryota; Bacillariophyta; Bacillariophyceae; Bacillariales; Bacillariaceae
Source: the annotation of a GenBank genome assembly